This is a messenger RNA of Stylonychia lemnae, 579 nucleotides long. The record is from the annotation of a GenBank genome assembly. NCBI's taxonomy places the organism in Eukaryota, Ciliophora, Spirotrichea, Sporadotrichida, Oxytrichidae.
AUGUCAGUCUAGGAUGUAGAGGUUAUAGAAACGUAUGAACAGGCACCAAUCAAAGUUAGUUAAAAUGAAACUUCAGCACUUUACUCAUUGUUAAUUCUACCUAGCAUUUUUAUUGUAUAUUCCCCAAUAGUUCCCUCUGUUGUACUCACAAAAGUAUUAGUUAAUGUUUAAUAUGUCAAAGUUUCACUUGCCAUUGAUGAAGGUGAAGAUAGUGAAUUAGUUAUUGUAAUUUCACUUUCAGAUGGAUUAAAAUUCAUAAGCCAACCAACAUUUUAAGUAAAACUUGUAGUUGAGGGUGUCUCACUUGAAAAUGUGGAUAUUGUUCCUACAUAGAGUACUUAGGAUAAAUCCAUCCAGCCAGAAAAUAAUUAAUUAUUCAAACCGGUUGAGUAGUAACUUAUGUCUUUGAAUCGAUAUUAGGAUGCAGUAAAAUCUGCUUCUCCAAGUCUUAGUUAAUUGUUAUUUUAAGCAACAAGAUAUCUUAUUUUCAAGCAAUUGGUUGCUUUAACUUAAAUGCAUUAUGAAAAGCCAUUUAUUAAACUGUAAAGGUUGAUUGAUAGGAUUCAAAUCUUACGUUGA